Molecule: messenger RNA, 459 nt
Organism: Andrographis paniculata
Lineage: Eukaryota; Viridiplantae; Streptophyta; Magnoliopsida; Lamiales; Acanthaceae
Exons: 1
Coding region: 1-459 (152 amino acids)
Source: RefSeq, a predicted model, not a curated record
AUGGCGGAUUUUCAGGGAGGGGGAAUGGCGGCGGCGGGGUCUGAAGAUUUGCAGGAGGAGGAAGUCUGGGCUAUGGUGGGUGGGGGAAGAUCAGAAGGCUCAAACUCGAAGACAACGAAGAAGAAGAAGAACUCGCGCUCCAGUGCCAUCCCCCGCGCCGCCGCCGUCGCCGUCCAGGACUGUCCGAAUCAGCCGUCGUCGGCGCCGGUUCGCAUUCCCGACUGGUCGAGGAUUCAGAAGAAGCACCCGAACAAGAACAGCUUUUGGGAUGACGGCGGAGACUAUAACAAUGACGACGACGAUGUCGUGCCGCCGCAUGAAUUUCUGGCGCGGCGGCGAGUGGCGGCGAGUGAAGUAGCUUCGUUCUCGAUGUGUGAGGGCGUGGGAAGGACGCUGAAAGGGAGAGAUCUGAGCAGGUUGAGGAACGCCAUUUUAACCAAGACAGGUUUCAUCGAAUGA